GCUACGAAACUGGUUAUCGAUGCUGCAGAACACUAAUCACCCAUCUGAUAUUUUGAAUCGAAGUGGCUUUGAUAAACAGUAUGAAGAAUAUAAGCAAGGCAUACAACUUACCCAGUGUGUCGUAAAUAUAUUUCAAGAAAAAUGUGAACUUCAGUCAAACUAUUCACGAGCCCUAUCAGGAUUAAGUGGUCGUUUACGUGAUACCUUAUCUAAAACAACCGGUGGAACUGUACAUACUGCAUGGUUAAGAAUAGCUGCAGCAUUUGAAAUGGAGUCUAAAUUAAAUGAAAAAUUUUCUGAAAAUUUGCUAAAAAAUCUGAUUGGUCCAUUGAAGGAUUUAAUUGAAACAUUGAAAAAAGACAAAAAGCCACUAAAGAAAUUAGUGGAUAAGGAAACAGACAACUUGUUAUCUCUAUACGAAAUGGAAUUUCGUGCAAGACAAAAAUUAUUUUCAUGUUUUCGUAAUUAUGAACGAGUUUACAAUAAUUAUGUGAAUCGAAUAGAUCAACAACAACAUGUGCAACGACAAGAACAGGGCGAAAAUAAUGAACUCAGUCGCAGCUGGCGCAGUCGCAGUUUGAAUCGAUCGGAUACAUUUAGUCUCUGUACGAUAGACUCUACAAGCAAUAGUACAUCUGAUCAUGAUUCAUUAAAGAAUUAUUCAUUAGUGAAACGAAAUUCGAUUGAUUAUCACGCUAAACCACUGACAACCGCAUCUUCCGGAUCAGCAGUAGUAGUAAACACUACGAAAUCGUCUACUUUGGCAUCAGUCAACGGAAAUAUGGAUUCUACAAAUCAUCUUUCUCCACCUACAACUACUCCUGUUUCUUCGACUUAUUCACCUUCACGUUUAAGCUUUUUGUAUACUUCCUUACCGUAUAGAAAAUGUACAAAAAGUUCAAGUUUUGCAACAGCUGAUUUGAAGUCAAAUAAUACUGUUAGACGUCAUAAUAGUUUAUCGUCGGGAGAUGUAAAUACUAAAAAGUUAUUAACAGUAUCUAAGUUAAAGAAUGCAUAUAAUGCAACUCUUACCGACUAUUAUCGGGCUUGUGUAUCAGCUGAAGAGGCUAGAAUAGACUGGCAUACGAGAAUGCUGAAGUGUUUCAAUGAUCAACAAACAUUAGAAAGUCAACGGUUAGAUGGUUUAACCAAAGGUCUAACAGUUUAUCGUAAUACUUUAGAUGAUGUCUUACCAAUUUGGAAAGCUGCUAUCAACGAAUUAGCUAAUGGUAUUAGUUUAGCUGAUCCAUUACUGGAUUUACAAAAUUUUCGACGUCGUUCAUAUGUAGACGAAUCUCUUAAAAUGUCUACACAACAAUUAACGACAACUAAUGAUCCUGAUAGUUCAGUGAAAUCAAAAAUAUCUGCUAAUGUCGGGUGUUCACUUCAACGUCUUAUUGAUUUUCCAAGUGAAAAUAUGCUCCUUCUACGACACCAUCGUUUACACGAAGAAGACUCACAGGAGAAAUCAUCAUCUUCGAAGUCGAGAGCAUUUAAUAUUCUUCGAAAGAAAUCGCAAACAAUCAAUGGGAAGAUUAAAGAAGGUACAUCCUCAACUUCUGCUGGUUUACAGUCGACAACAAAAUUAUCAUUGCCAUUAUCACCAAUACCAUCUGCUAGUUUACGUUUAAUAAUUCAACAUUAUUUAACAAAACAGUCAAUGUUACAUCUACUUGAUUUGUUGGCUAAAGAUGUUGAAAAAGAACGUCGUACUAAAAAGGGGUUAACAAAUCUAGUUCAAGUAUACGCCCAUCAACCAGCCUAUACAGAUAUGAAUACACUUAUGGAAGCACGUCGUCGUUUAUACUUCUCUCGAGUACGUCUCACUUAUCUUACAUGUUGUCGUCAAAAAGUGGCGCAUAAUUUAAAACAACUGCAUGCAUUAGAAACUAUGGGUGACAGUAAUUCAACAUGUAAUUCACUAACAUCAACAGAUAUCGAAUUACCUUUGUGUUUAAGUCAAGCUGGCUUCUCAAAAUUAGUUCUAGAUUCACAUAUAUCACCUGAGCAAAGCAAUAACAAUACUGGGAUUAUUAACAGUUCUAUGGACCACAGUAAAAAGUCCUAUUUGAUUACAUCUCGUUGGGUGUAUCUACCCGAUUUGGACAUAUUGCCUAGUCAUGGAGGAAAUUUAAUCGAAUGGCCACCAUUCCCAGUUAACGACAUUGUAAAUGAAGACCUUACUGAUAGUGUUUUCCAACGGGAUAUUGAAAAUAUUCGUGAAUACCUGGAUACACAAAACUCAUAUUGGAUGUUAGAGAAUACCAUCAACAAUGACAGUAGUCUAGAAACUCAUCAUGAAACCACAUCGAAUUAUACAAAUUCGAAAUUGUCUGUUAAUGGACAUAUUGAAAAAUUAGCCGAUGAUAACAAUCAACCAUCUUCAGGUAAAGAAUUCUCAAACAAUCAGUCCACUUUCACCAAAAAUCUAGUUAAAUCAUCCAAAGAUACACGGGAUGCAAGUGCUUCACGUUCAGCGAUUCCAGAAGUGAAGAAAUCCAUUGAUACUAAGGGCACAUUGCGUAUUAGUAAUACUAGUACUAGUGAGUCACUACACGGAAGUCAGUAUACACCUUCAAAUCAAUCCUCUAAACAAGUUAUUUCAAAUGACAAAUCAGCAGAUUUGUCUACAGCUGAAGGGAAACCAAUAAACCCUACUUCCAGUAUCUCUACUGCUAUCACUACUACUGAGGCUAAGAAUACUACUACUACUCAUUUUUCAAAGGAUUCCCUUAGUGGGUCAAGAAAGCCAAUUAUAAAAACACCAACACUAGGAGUAGAUGAAAUUGAGGCAGCUGACUCUGUGAUUAGUUCUGUCUCGUCUAUUUCAACCGCUUCAAUCACUCGUUCGCCGUCGACUACUACUGCUACUACUACGGUGAACAGCAAAGUGUCUAAAGAAAACUUAACUACAAGUAAUUUUUGGUCUCGUUUUGGCUAUGGAUCACGUGGGACGACGCUUAGCCAACAACAAUCUUCCUCUAAUCAACCCAGUUAUAAUUCGCUUAAGUUGGAUAAGAGUAAUACCAACAGUAAUAUUAUACAUUGUAAUAAUACAAUAAAGAAGAAAACGAUUAUUAAAUCGGAUAUUUCAGGACCAUCAAGUUUACGAUUUGCAAACAUUCCAAAUAGUUCCUCUACAGAUUCUGGUAAUAGUAGUAGUUCAAUGGAUAUUCGACCUAGUCCUUCACGUAAAUCAGUUCAUUUUCACACUGAUGUCAUUAAAAAGGAUGAAGGUGUUCGCGUUAACGAUAGCUGCGAUAUGGACUAUGAAAAUUGGUCUUCAGCUAAUUUCAAGUGUUUAGGUUGGGCAAAAGUACAACAGAAUUAUACUCCUCGUCAGUCGACAGAGAUUUGUUUACAAGAAGGUGACAUUGUCAGUAUUUAUCGUAAAGAUAGUCCAGAUUGGUGGUUCGGUGAAGUGAAUGGUACAAAGGGUCGUUUCCCGGUCAGUCAUGUCGAAGAGUUUUAAACAGUUUUUUUUCUUUAUUUUUCUUGGUCAAAUCAAUGAGCUACUCAAAAUUUCCAUCCUCGAAUUUUCUCUAUUUCUUAAUCCUUUUUUUAAUCCCAUUCAAUCAUCCAACUUGUUUUGCUUUUUUCAACCUACUAUUAUGCGCAUUUCUCGAAAGUGAGGGGGGCGUUAUGCUCUAUUCAGAUGGAACAGAAUUGCGCGUCACUUGAUGAUAUACUAUAUAUGGCUGUUCUACUCGAAGAUCCUAGAUGAAGAUAAGAUGCAUUAUGCAAUUAAGUUACACUGAGGAUACUGUACACUGUGUAAACACUUUUGUUCAGAAUAAAGUUGUGAUCAUCAUUAUUACUAUUAAUAUCGUUAUUAUACCCUACAAAUAAUAUAUUGUUUUUUUAUUUUAUUUUUUAUUUAUUUUCAUCUAAAUCAUUUUUAUUGGAGUACUUUCCUUUGGGAAUUUAGAGGUAUUCAUUUGCUAUUGUUAUGCUUUAAUAUAUAUAUAAAGACAAUAACCCAUACGAGACCAGAUUAUCAUCUAUCUUUAUCCCUGUGCUAUUGGUACACAAAGAGAGAAGUUUAUAAAAAUAAAUAUUUUCUUGGCUUAUAUCUAAUUUAGCCUUUCUUUGUCUUUAUUUACAUUCUGAUUAUAACUCGUGUUUAUUGAAUUAUUUAUCCUCUUAUGUAACUGUAAAUGUCCUUAUUCAACUUCUUCAAUUAACAACUAUGAUGAUGACAAUUCGUCAGUUAUGUUACUAUCCUCUUUGCAAUUGUGCAGGUAAAGAGGAAAAUGAAUUCACGUCGAUAAGACCCAUCAUCGUCACUGAACACUACUUCUUUUGUUCUUUUCAUGAAGUAUAGGUAGACAUUAUAUGUUUACACGCAUAGAAACCUACAUACAAAUCCCUACUUUCUAUUCUGUUCUACAGUUGUAUGUGAUCAUUGCCUUAACUUAUUUAAGAUACAUAUAAAAUUAGGGACUAAAAAUCGUCUUCAAUGCUGCAUCAAGUGUUCUUGUAAAUAUACACCUUUAUAUGACUACUGUAUGUAUGUAAUAAAGCUCAUCCCUUUUUUUAUUAUGUUUAUUGAACACAUUGAACCGAAUGUACAUAAACAAAAAUUUUGUCAGUACGUGUACCUUGUAUAUAUACUGUUCUCGUUCUACUUAGAUUCAUUUUAUGAAUAAGGCGAUUAUUGUUUAACAUUAUUCAGAUUGAGGAUAGAAUAAUUUAAGCCAACAAAACAGAUUAUAAAUGAGACUAUAUAUAUAUAAGCUUUCUUUGAUAAUAACAAUUGCAAAGCGUGUAUUUGAGGAUAACUGUCAUUAUGCACCACUAUUAUUGAUGAAUUCCAUUUGAAAUUCUUACGUAUCCAGUGUAUUUUCUAUUGUUUUCUACUGUGUUGUGUUUUUUUUUCAUAUGCUUUUUCAUUAGUUGAUUUCAAAUUGCGCCAACUUUUCACUUUAUCUUCUUGUUUUUUCUUUCGAAAUUCCGUUUGAAAAUAUUGUUGAAUUCAUUACAGACAUUGUAUGCAGUCCCUGGCUGGCAAAAGCCUUGCUUUCUCUCUCUCUCUCUCUGUACAUAUAUAUAUAUAUAUACGCGCAUGAUUUGAAUCUUUUAUAUUUCCCUGUUUUGGAUACUUGUAAUUCAUUCAGUUUGCUAACUUGCUAUAUUUAUAUUAUAUCCCCUACUUCUUAAAUUAUCUCGACCGUUGUGUCUCUCUGUUUGUGUGUGUCUGUAUUUUACAAUAAUAAUCCAUACAACUUGCCU
Messenger RNA from Trichobilharzia regenti, 5232 nucleotides. NCBI's taxonomy places the organism in Eukaryota, Metazoa, Platyhelminthes, Trematoda, Strigeidida, Schistosomatidae. The record is from the annotation of a GenBank genome assembly.